Acipenser ruthenus (sterlet) is the source of this 5612-nucleotide messenger RNA. RefSeq names its product sodium/potassium-transporting ATPase subunit beta-1-interacting protein 3-like. The transcript has 7 exons. Gene Ontology annotation, biological process: regulation of sodium ion transport. Bases 306 to 935 code for a protein of 209 amino acids. NCBI's taxonomy places the organism in Eukaryota, Metazoa, Chordata, Actinopteri, Acipenseriformes, Acipenseridae. The record is from RefSeq and is a predicted model, not a curated record.
CCUGGAGCAGCAACAAGACCACAUCGAGACUUGAUCUGGGAACCUUCACACAAAACAACCUCAACUCGACACGCAAAGGGAGAAACAAGGGGUCCUUUUGAACUCUGGAUUUUACUAACGUCUGCAAUUUCAUCACAAAAAAACAACAACUAUAUAUGUACAUGGAGCGUCUCGUGUCUUUAUUUAUGUGAUACCUAUUUUAUUCUGAUUGGAGAUCUGGACUGUUAAGAACAGGGCAGCACAUCUCCCAGGUUGGACUAUUUCUGUAUUGAAAAAAGACUUCCAGUUUGUAUUUGCUGAUCAAAAUGGGUUGUUGCACAGGACGAUGCACGUUGAUAUUUCUUUGCACUUUGCAGCUGCUGGCAGCAUUAGAGAGACAGAUUUUUGAUUUCCUUGGUUACCAAUGGGCUCCUAUUCUAGGAAACUUUCUUCACAUAAUAAUUGUCAUCUUGGGCCUGUUUGGAACCAUUCAGUACAGGCCGAAAUAUAUUGUGGUGUACUCUGUCUGGACCGCCUUGUGGGUUGCCUGGAAUGUGUUCAUUAUCUGUUUUUAUUUGGAAGUAGGAGGGCUUUCAAAGGACACUGAUUUCAUGACCUUUAACAUCUCUAUGCACCGCUCCUGGUGGCGGGAGCACGGGCCAGGCUGUGUGAGGAUGGAGGUCCCGGCACCAGCCACUCGUAGCCUUGACGACCACUCUUACAUAUCUGUGACUGGCUGCAUCGUGGGGUUCCAAUAUCUGGAGGUCAUUCACAGCUCCUAUCAAAUACUACUGGCUCUGAUUGGUUUUGUAUACGCCUGCUACGUGAUCAGUGUCUUUACAGAGGAAGAGGACAGCUUUGAUUUUAUAGGUGGACUUGAUUCAUACACCUACCACCACCACUCACCCCUGAAAGCUUCUCCUGUCCAGUUAAAACCUGUUUACCUAUCGAAGUAAAUGAGGAAAACCAACUGAUUCCAGUUGAACAAACAUGCUUCAAAAGAAAAGACAUUUUAUGCUACACAGCUCACUGAAGAGACAAACGGAUGGAGAUAUAUAUUGAAUACUGUGUGUGUGUGUGUGUGUGUGUGUGUGUGUGUGUGUGUGUGUGUGUGUGUGUGUGUGUGUGUGUGUGUGUGUGUGUGUGUGUGUGAGGACAGGUACUCCCACACUGUCAAAUCUUUGACCAAAUAUCCAAAAUGCUGCUUCAUUACGGCAGCCCUCGGUAACCCUCAGUGUUUUAAACUACUUUUUUUGUUAUUUAAUGUGAAAUAUGUGUGUAAAAGCAUGAGAACUGUAUGAUGACUUGCUGUGAAAAUAUUAUGAGAUCUGUUUUUUUCAGAAAAAAGCAGAACAGGUAGCUGAUCUACUGACAGUAGUUAUUCAUUACUGCAGCCCUCAGAAGAUAUUUACAUUGCAUUAUGCAAUGAUAAUAAAGAGUUAGAUGAAUUUCAUGAACACCAACACAGACCACGUAAUUGGGUCAGAUGUCACUGUGUAAAAGACAUUUUCUCAUUUUCAUGUUUUUUUUUUCUUUUUACAGAUUUAUUAAAUUAUCUUUUGUAAUGUAAUGUUAGCAUUACUUCAUUUUUAAUGUCUUGUGAUUGUUAAAUAAUAUUUCUAUACAUGUCAUUUGACAAGCUCUCUUUUGCAGUAGCUAAUUGUAAUUAACACAUGAACAUUAUACUGUAGUAACUUGUUUUUUUAAUGAGGAGAAAAAUAUGGGUCACAUAAUUUGACACACAUUUGUAAAUAUGUGUGUAAAAGACACUUGGCAGUGGUGAUUCUUUUUGUUUUGCAUCAGAAUAAUACUGUUUCCUUGAGAGUUAGGCUUAUUCUCUUAAAGGCUGUGUCUAAUUGGGAUUGUUAAUCUUGUGUGAAUUCAGAUAUACAAAAUUAAUAUGCAUAGUGUGUAUAUACAGAUAAAGUCAGCCAAUUGUAUCCUGAACGUGUGAGGCCAAGUAAUGUUUUUUUUUUUUUUUUUCCCCAAAAGCGAUAGCAUGACAGUACUGCUGUAAUUGCAUUAAAGCCCAAUACCUUUACUGUCAUGCAAAUGCUUUCGAACACAGACCACUGUGCAAAUUUCAGUCUGUUGUCAGGCUCGUUUACAGAAAUUAGAGGUAUUUUGCUGGUGAUGCUGCUCCUUCAAGUAGACCAGAAUGCUAAAUGACAUAAUUGUAUUCCCUAAAACCAGGACUCAACAGAUAUGUCAUUGUGCUAAAUGUGUCAGGAAGUUUACCCCUCCAGUCCAGUUCUUUGUGACAACCACCAACUUCAGAAGUGUUCUUGUAUGAAAUGUUUUGGAGCUUUCCAGCAGUCUCAUUGGAUGACAAACAUUCCCAGCUGUUUGGUUAUCUCAGUACAACUGGGCCACUGUGAUGUCACAUGAGAGACAUAAACUCUAUAUAAAUAAUUACACAGUGAGGAAUGCUCAGCCUACAGACCAUAAAUACACAAUAUGCAUAUUUGGAAAUUUAAAAAAAUUAAUAUAUAUAUUAUAGCUGGCCAUUUUUAAAAUCUGUUUGCGUACAAUGCACUAUUUAUUUUAACAACACAUCUAACCAUGCACAUCUAUAAUUGCAGUGGACAGCAUUACAAAAAUAAAGAUAAAAAGAUCCAAAGCAAAUGUUUGUUUUUUUUCAGAACCAAACACCCUGCUUUAAGUUGUUGUUAAUAGUCUGUAUUGCAUAUACCUAUGACAUACAGUAUGUACAUGGUUGAUGUAUUAAUGCUACCUACAGUGAUUAUAUUGAAAGCUUUUAUUUUGUUGAAUCGUUAGCUAGUUUGUAAGAUUCAGGUUAAGGAGCAAACAGCCAAUAAGACUUUGUGGUUUGAAUGUUUUCAUUUGUUGUUUUCUUGGAAGUUUUCCUUUUUUUAAAGAUGCAUAUUCUUUAAAUAUACAGUACUGAAACACAGGCAUAUUUAUACUGUAUGAAAUGUAUAGUUCUUUUUUUUUGUUUUUCAAAAUUUUAGUCGUCGCCAAUUUUUUUACCCCAGUUUUCUCCCCAAUUUAGUAUGCCCAAUUAUUAUCUGUAUCCUUGGCUCACUGCUCGCAACCCCCCCGCCCACUCAGGAAACGGCGGCUGGAACACGCGUCCUCCGAAACGUGCUCCUGCCAAGCCGUCAUUUUUCGCACUGCAGAUCCACAGCGAUGCCACCAGACCUAUAGUGCUGGAGGACAACACAGAUCUGGCGACUCCACUGCAGAACCACAGGCGCCCUAUCGGCCACAGGGGUCGCUGAUGCGCGAUGAGCCGUGGAUUCCCCUGCUGAUCUAAGCCCUCCCUACCCGGGCAGCGCUCAGCCAAUUGUGCGCCGCCCCCUAGGAACUCCCGGUCACGGUCGGCUGUGAUAUAGCCUGGAUUCGAACCUGCGAUCUCCCGGCUAUAGGGCACAUCCUGCACUCCGCGCGGAGCACCUUUACUGGAUGCGCCACUCGGAAGCCCCGAAAUGUAUAGUUCUUAAGGCAUUUUCUAUGUGUACAGUUGAGACAAAUGCUGUUUGACUAGUUGUUUUUUCUGCUAGGAACAUUUAAAGCAUGGGGAAAAACAAACACAUGCUUUAAAUUAGGCAACAUAAGAAGUUACAAAUAAAGUGUUCUAAGAGUCAAAACAAAACAUUUCUGUGUAAUGGAAUAACAGCUCCAUCUGCUGGAUAACAUAAAAAACUGAACAGUGAACUAUAUCAUUUGUUAUAGAUUCAGAUUUUGGAGAUCUGCAAUGCCUUACUGCUUAUAAGGUUAAAGUACUAUGUAAUAAAAUACAUAAUAAAAAAUAAAUAAAUAAAUAAAUAAAACACGGUUUCAGGUUGGAGGCCCUAUGGCUGAAUGAAACUGCAAAUGACAGUUACUGCUUUUCACCUUCAGAUUGUCAGAUUGCUUCCAGCUAAGGUCAUUAACAUUAAAAGGUCGCUUCAAUCUGCUCUCAGGGACCGAGUUAAUAUUAAAUAAAUUCCUAAUGGACAGGUGACAACUUUACCAAAAUCACUAUAACAAUAUUGGGACAUUUGCAGGCAGUGGACUUAAAGGGUGGGAUGAGAGUAGUAUAGGGAGGCAGGGGAUGGUGCAUCGUAUGUAUUGUUCUCUGUAUACAGAUUAAUAGAUAACCCUAAUCUUCAAUGCUGUCAAUCCAGUGCAUUUCAGAGCACUUUGGAGGCCAGUUGUUUUGCAUGCUACGUACUAUAUAUAUAUAUAGUACGUAGCAUGCAAAAACAUUUAUAUAUAAACAUUUAUAAUUUCUAUAUAUAAACAUUUAUAAUUUCCCUGUGAAAUUGCCAAUAUACCACCCACCUGUGAGAUUACCCAUAUAAACAACAUUUAAGCAUUAGUGUUCAGCUCAUUUAGCGUGUGCAAUUGCUUCAUUGGCAUCCCUCUGCCAACUUUGCAUUGCCUUUUGCAGUUCUGAGGUUAAACACUCAUCACUCAUGUCCGUAGCAUUAGUCAGCAGAUAACUUUACCCGCAGAGAGUUGCAGAGACCAGUUUCUGACAGCCUGCCAUAAUUACUUGGGUUGAUUAAAUAUCCGUUGAAACUGGUUUGUUCUCGGUUUGCUGCCAAUGGAAAUACAUAUAAAUUGUUUUAACUCCCAGUGGCAGGUGGAAAUGUGGUAUUUGGAAACACACACACACAGUGAGCACUCUGAAUCUGACUAUUUGAAAGUGAAAAUAACAUUCAAUUAUUGUAAUUUUGUAAGUUUCUCAGGGGGAACGGUGAACCAUAGAUCUAUAAAAUCUCUGGUGGAUGGAAAGCUUUUGUUAUUCCAUUCAUCUUCUUUAGGCGAUGCCAUUUAAAAAAUUCAGUUUUGCAUCACUGGUCCAUACUGCCCAGUACCUCCCAACACUGCCAGGUUUACAUAGAUGUUCAGUAACGUAGGGUUUAUCUUUUUAUGUUUGCUCCAAUUCAGGAAAUGUAUGUGUGAAGGUUGUAGUCUGUGAAAGUAUUUUAUGUAGAACAGUAGAUUUUAUGCACAUACAAUUUUUAUCUAUGUACAUAUUAUACAAAUUCUUUUUUGUGUGAUCUGACAAGUGAUUGAUAGAAACACAAUGUACACAUUUUACUGAUAUAGAGGACCCCGUGUGGGGUUAUUGUGUGCAAAUUAGUAUUAAUAACAGAGUAUUGGUCAUUUAUUAAUAAAUAUGUAAAUUGGAGUAGCAGAGAACAGUCUGAUGGUUUCAUUUAUUAAUGUAUUCAUUUCAAUACAAACGUUUGCUUUCCAGUAAGACAAAUGGUAAUCUCUCACAUAAAUAAAGCGAUUACAAAAAUAUAUAAUGCCGAUUUACAAAAAAACACAUAAUAAUUUGUGUACAUUUUGUUUGUUCUGUUAAAUAGGUUAAUCAUAAAAAUGAAUGUCUACAAUCUUUCAUAUACAGUACCAAAAUCAAUUAUGGAAACAAAUGAUUUACAGAAUGACUGGGGGUGUGGAUUUUAUUCCCCAUUUUCCUCCUUACUUACUAAAUAUUUUGGUACCUCUGAAUAGUUGAGCAUCUUUCAAAAUAUGCAAACUAUUUUAAUGAGCAAGCCCUUUCACCAGUAUAAUAGUACCCCAAAAUGUUCUCCUUUUUCAUGGCAAGCAGUAAAACAGAAUGGGGAGUUUGUUGCCGGAUAACUUCACUCAGACUACAUGUUCAUUGAGUGUCU